This is a messenger RNA of Penicillium robsamsonii, 228 nucleotides long. RefSeq lists its product as uncharacterized. Gene Ontology annotation, molecular function: proton-transporting ATPase activity, rotational mechanism. Gene Ontology annotation, biological process: vacuolar acidification; proton transmembrane transport. Gene Ontology annotation, cellular component: vacuolar proton-transporting V-type ATPase, V0 domain. The transcript has 4 exons. The record is from RefSeq and is a predicted model, not a curated record. Bases 1 to 228 code for a protein of 75 amino acids. Lineage: Eukaryota; Fungi; Ascomycota; Eurotiomycetes; Eurotiales; Aspergillaceae.
AUGGCAAACGGCUGGAGCAUUCUCAUAGGCCUGGUUAUCAUCGUCGCUCUCUCGACAGCAGCGUGGUUCCUAAGCCCGAAGGGCGAUAACCAAACUCUCUUCCGUAGCACGCUCAUCCUUACCUUCGUUUCCUGUUACUUGAUGUGGGCCAUUGUUUUCCUCGCACAGUGGCAUCCCCUCAUCGCGCCGAAGCGGUCAGACAUUAGACCUGAUCGUGUACCGCAAUAG